UGACGGAAAGCGGCCAUUUAAAAGAGUUCAAAGCACGGUAAGUGGACCUUUGUUGGUACACCUGCUGUGGCGUGCUAAACGCUGUGAACACUGGGCCCUGGGCACCGAAAUUAUAAAGGAACGUCACGCCAUGGCUACAAAUCUUGGACGCCCGGUGCUAUGUUCAGAAAACGCAAGGCCUGCUACACUUGGAAAGCCACAGUCUCAGAUUCCACGAGUAGGCAUAAAACCGUUGGCUGCCAAAAACGUGGUGGGAGUGAGAAGGGCGAAUUCUCUGAAGCAAACCACUGACAAAGUAGUAUGUAAGAACGCGAAUAGCUCGGCUGUUUCAUCACAACUACAAGGGAAGAAGUUGAAGCAAAGUACUACAAUACUUCCACCACUUGCAAGGCUUUCUGUCAAGGAAGAAUCGGAACCCAUAUCCUAUUCCUCUCUACUGCUGCCACAUGAUGUCAAUGAUGUUGAUGAGCAUGAUCAGGGAAAUCCCCAGCUGUGCGCACAGUAUGCAAAAGAGAUAUUUAACUACCUCUCGCAGUUGGAGUUGGAAUACACUAUCAGAGCAAACUUUCUUGCUGGAAAACGUGAAGUCACAAAGGAGAUGCGUGCCAUUCUUGUAAACUGGCUCGUGCAAGUCCAUGCCAGGUUUCGUUUGCUUCAAGAGACCCUGUACCUCACUGUUGCUGUCCUGGACAGGUACCUCCAGGAAAACGAAGUAUCAAGGUCCAAGCUGCAGCUCGUGGGAACGACUGCACUUUUCAUUGCGUGCAAGUACGAGGAAAUGUACGUGCCAGCCGUGGACGACUUCGUUCACAUUUCCGACGACGCAUUCUCAAAGUCCGACCUGCUCAAAAUGGAAACUGUGAUGCUCAAGGCACUUAACUUCAGCCUCGGAAGGCCACUUCCUCUACAUUUUCUACGACGUGCAUCCAAAGCAGGAAUGGUGGAUUUCUCUGUCCACUCUAUGGCCAAGUACUUCAUGGAGCUGACAAUAAUGGAGUACGACAUGGCCCAUGUCCGACCGUCCCUGGUAGCUGCAGCAGCUCUCUGGCUGUCCCUCCAGUUGCUUAAGGCGGGGAACUGGACGAAAGACCUUGCUUACUACAGCAAGUACACGGAGAAACAAAUGGCACCUGUUGCAAAGCGUAUGUGCCGAAUGAUACUUGCUGCUGGCACCACAGCUCACAAGGCAAUCUACAACAAGUACAGGAGCCCACAGUUCGACUCUGUCAGCACCCAUCCACAGCUACAGCCUUCAAAGAUAAAGGAGAUUGCUGCCCAGUAUGGACGUCCCUGAUUAACCUUUCAGUUUUAGAUCAUUGUAGUAGAUUAUUCCGCUUUCUUUUCUUUUGUGUGUGUGUGUCUAGACGAGUGAAGGACUAAGAGUCGGUUCACAUAAUCACGAGCCGUGCUGUUUCAUCGCGUAUAACGAUCUGUUUGGGGCAUCACAGAAAUAGUUCUGUACAACAUCAAUUGGGAAGCAUCCUUCAUUCUGUCUACCUCUCAUGCCAUGCCUCUGCUGUCCCCUUUUUGUACAGACAUUGUGGACACUUCAUAAGUGAAUUUUAACGUGCUUUUCGAAGGAAUAAAGGUAUUUUAUCUAAGAACAA
Molecule: messenger RNA, 1607 nt
Organism: Ornithodoros turicata
Lineage: Eukaryota; Metazoa; Arthropoda; Arachnida; Ixodida; Argasidae
Product: G2/mitotic-specific cyclin-B2-like
Exons: 8
Coding region: 131-1294 (387 amino acids)
Biological process (GO): mitotic cell cycle phase transition; regulation of cyclin-dependent protein serine/threonine kinase activity
Cellular component (GO): nucleus; cyclin-dependent protein kinase holoenzyme complex; cytoplasm
Molecular function (GO): cyclin-dependent protein serine/threonine kinase regulator activity
Source: RefSeq, a predicted model, not a curated record